CCCUCGGUCCGUUCCCCCGGAAGACGCUCCCGGGGUGGUCUGGAGGUGGGUCGGAGACCAAGUCUCCCUCCUUCCCGGGGAGGGCUGGUCAGGCAGCCGCUCCCAAAAAUAGCGCAAUAGCGUUCGAUUUGUCCUAGCCAUGUGGUUUGUCUUGCUUACUGUAUAUGUCUGUGCAUUGGCUGUUCUUUUUGUUUGGGCUGAAAUCCUUGCACACAUGGGUCAACAAAUAACCACCCCUUUAAGUCUCACUCUAGAUCACUGGAAGGACGUUCGAGAACGCGCGCGCCACCUCUCAGUGGAGGUUAAAAGGAAACAAUGGGCAAAAUUCUGUUCCUCAGAGUGGCCGGCCUUCGAGGUCGGCUGGCCAAGGAACGGCACUUUUAACCUCGAUAUUAUUUUACAGAUUAAGGCGCGAGUCUUUCAGCCAGGAUCCAAUGGACACCCUGAUCAGGUGCCCUACAUUACCACGUGGGAGGAUCUUUCACGUAACCCCCCUCCCUGGAUAGAACCCUUCUCCUUCCCGACGGAGCCCAUACGGACCCCGUUACCCCUUCCUCGGCCAUCCCCAACUCCUUUGAUACCUUCCUCCCCGAUACCCCUUCUUCCUAUCCUGGUUGUGCCAACCUCCUCCCUAUACCCUCUGAAGGAGAUUCGAGAUCCAAAACCUGACAAGCCACCGGUUCUUCCGGCUGAUCAGGACUUUCUGCUCUUUGACUCUCCCCCACCCUAUCUUCCCGGCCAGCCUGCUCCCCCGCAGGAACCCCCACAACAACCAGAGCGGGAUGUGCAACCUUCUGCACCAUCCCCUGAUUCCACGAGGGCAGGGGAAGAAGUCUUAGCGCCUUCCCCGCCCUCCAGCCGCCUGCGCCUCCGUCGGGGGCAGGCAGGGGGCUCGGGAAGCGUCUGGACUUCGCAGGCUUUUCCUCUUCGCUCGGUGGCUGGCCAGAUGCAGUACUGGCCAUUUUCUGCUUCCGAUCUUUACAAUUGGAAAACCCAUAACCCCUCUUUCUCUCAGGACCCCCAGGCUCUGACUGGGCUGGUCGAGUCAAUUUUAUUGACUCAUCAGCCCACCUGGGAUGAUUGUCAGCAGCUUCUGCAGACCCUCCUCACUACUGAGGAAAAGCAGCGUGUCUACCUUGAGGCACGGAAAAACGUCCCUGGAGCAGAUGGCCGACCGACCCUACUGCCAAACGAAAUCGAGGAGGCGUUUCCCUCAACCCGUCCUGAUUGGGACUACACCACCGUUGCUGGCCCGGUUGAGAGCGCUCCAGAUCAUCCAGAACCAGGUCUGGAAACCUCUUGCAGCAGCCUACCAACCCGAGACGACAACCAUCCCACAUCCUUUCCAAAUCGGUGAUGCUGUGUAUGUCCGAAGGCACCAAUCUAAGACUCUAGAGCCCCGGUGGAAAGGCCCCUUCACUGUGCUGUUGACAACUCCCACCGCUCUCAAGGUCGACGGAAUCGCUGCUUGGGUCCACGCCUCACACGUGAAGCGAGCACCACCUCCCCAGGGCCCCGAGGAUCCGGAUAGACCAGCCAAAUGGAAGCUCCAGCGCACUCAGAACCCACUCAAGCUAAGACUUUCAAAAACUGUUUAAUAUUUAUGAUGUUCCUGGCCUUUCCCCAUUGUUUUUCCAAUCCCCAUGCUCCACAAUUGUUAACGUGGAACCCAACCCAGUCCAGCAAGAACAGAGGUCCCUCCCUCCAGUGAGGCAGGCUCUCCCCAGGCCGGUCCAAUAGAUUUUAGGAUUAAAAUCUUUGCAAAAAGAAAAGGAGGGAAUGAAGGACCCUUAUGGGGGAGAGGGACAAGAAACUAGGCCUGGGCAGAUAUCAGGGGCUUCUUAAGAGGUUAGAUGUUCCCCAGAGUCCAGCGGGCAGGACGUUCUCUGGGAAGGAAAAGUCAAUCCCCUUCAGAGAACCUCUAGGCAUGCCCAGAGCAGAGCUGCCACUCUCCUCAGCACGUUCCCUCAGCACUCCCCUCAGCACUCUCCUCAGCACUCCCCUCAGCACUCUCCUCAGCACUCUCCUCAGCACUCUCCUCAGCACGUUCUCCUCAGCACUCUCCUCAGCACUCUCCUCAGCACUCUCCUCAGCACUCUCCUCAGCACUCUCCCUCAGCACUCUCCGGUAUGCUAAUUGUCCCUCCGAACCAGCCAAUCCCGUGUUGCCACUGCAUUCCAUAUGCUAAUGGUCCCUCUGAACUGACCAAUCCUAUGCAUGCGCAUUAGGAAUAUGCUAAUUCGUUGCCUAUAUAACCUGUGUGAAACUGCCGCUCAGGGCUCC
Lepus europaeus (European hare) is the source of this 2283-nucleotide messenger RNA. RefSeq lists its product as uncharacterized. The record is from RefSeq and is a predicted model, not a curated record. The transcript is spliced from 2 exons. The coding region runs from base 140 to 1357 and encodes 405 amino acids. NCBI's taxonomy places the organism in Eukaryota, Metazoa, Chordata, Mammalia, Lagomorpha, Leporidae. Gene Ontology annotation, biological process: virion assembly.